Siniperca chuatsi (mandarin fish) is the source of this 1234-nucleotide messenger RNA. RefSeq names its product vomeronasal type-2 receptor 26-like. Gene Ontology annotation, biological process: G protein-coupled receptor signaling pathway. Gene Ontology annotation, molecular function: G protein-coupled receptor activity. The coding region runs from base 134 to 751 and encodes 205 amino acids. The record is from RefSeq and is a predicted model, not a curated record. The transcript has a single exon. NCBI's taxonomy places the organism in Eukaryota, Metazoa, Chordata, Actinopteri, Centrarchiformes, Sinipercidae. Gene Ontology annotation, cellular component: membrane.
UGGUCUUUAUCUGCUACAGAGAAACUCCUGUGAUAAAGGCCAGCAACUCUGAGCUGAGCUGUUUCCUUUUGUUUUCUCUUUGUUUGUGUUUUCUCUGUCCCCUCACUUUCAUCGGCAGACCCACAGUCUGGACAUGCAUGCUGCGCCACACAGCUUUUGGUGUGACAUUUGCACUUUGCAUUUCCUGUGUCUUGGGAAAACUAUUGUUGUUGUAACAGCUUUCAAAGCCACAUUUCCUGGCAACAAAGUUGCAGGAAAGUUCAGUGCUGCACAGCAAAGGAUCAUAGUUUGCUCCUGCACUUUGAUUCAGAUAUUGAUAUGUGUGUUGUGGCUUAAGUUAAACCCACCUUUCCCAGACAUGGUUUUCAAAUACAGCAAUAAAAAGAUUGUCUUAGAAUGUAACACAGGCUCUGAGGCUGCUUUCUAUGCAGUGCUGGGGUACAUAGGGAUCCUUGCAAUAAUAUGUUUGAUCCUUGCAUUUCUAGCACGAAAGUUGCCUGAUAACUUUAAUGAAGCCAAAUUUAUCACAUUCAGCAUGCUGAUAUUCUGUGCUGUCUGGAUCACCUUUAUCCCAGCAUAUGUAAGCUCUCCUGGAAAGUUCACUGUAGCUGUGGAAAUAUUUGCAAUUUUGUCUUCAGCAUUUGGCUUAUUAAUUAGCAUUUUUGCACCAAAAUGUUACAUAAUAUUGAUCAAGCCAGAGAAAAAUACCAAGAAACAUGUCAUGGGAAAAACUGUGAGCAAAAAAUUAUGAUUCCUUAAUUUUAAAAGAUGAUGCUACUUUACCUCUAACUUUUAUAUAAUAUAGGGAAGCAGUAGUAUAUGAGUAAAGCAAGAUGUUGUGGCAUUUUAUAUAAUACAGAGAUGCAUCUACAAGUCUGAUAUUUAAUUAAUAAAUGUCCUAUACAUAAUAUGACAUUAAAGAUGCACAAAACUGUAUGGAUGGAAAUAUACUUGAUAUUUAUUAAUUAUCAUGCCUUUUUUAUUAUUUCAUAACAAAUGAUUUUCACUGUGUGUAUGUAAAUUAAAUUGUAACUGUUAAUUAUGCAAAAUCUUUGCGUGAUAAAUAUGAGUUGCUUAUAUUUGGGGACACACUGAAAUUAAAUGAAAUUCUGCAUCAUCCUUAAUAAUUUAAUAAUCAAACAAAAUCUCUACUGUAAUCAAAACAAUACAGUAAAUAUUGUUUUUGAUUAUGCAAAUUACAUUCAUUAUCAAAAUAAAUGUAUUUGUCUCCCUA